Messenger RNA from Eruca vesicaria subsp. sativa (arugula), 1402 nucleotides. Lineage: Eukaryota; Viridiplantae; Streptophyta; Magnoliopsida; Brassicales; Brassicaceae. The record is from the annotation of a GenBank genome assembly.
AUGGCGGACAACACCGAUAACCGGAGAGCGAUAUGGGGAGUUCCGGAGAAGCUUCAGCUUCACAUAGCGAUGCUCACGUUGCAAUUUGGUUACGCAGGAUUCCACGUGGUCUCGAGAGCUGCUCUUAACAUGGGAAUCAGCAAACUUGUCUUCCCUGUUUAUCGUAACAUCAUCGCCUUGCUUCUUCUCCUUCCCUUUGCUUACUUCCUCGAAAAGAAGGAGAGACCAGCAAUUACUCUAAACUUUCUCAUUCAGUUCUUCUUUUUAGCACUCAUCGGAAUAACAGCGAACCAAGGGUUUUACUUGUUGGGUCUGGACAACACUUCACCAACAUUUGCUUCUUCCAUGCAAAACUCUAAAGUAAGACUAGACAGAAGAGACGGUAUCUCAAAAGUCUUAGGAACAGCACUUUGCGUCGCCGGAGCUUCUGUCAUCACUCUCUACAAGGGUCCCACCAUCUACACACCGACUAGCAACCUCCACACUCACCUCCUCACAACCAACUCCGCCGCCUCCGCCGUAUUAGCGCCACUUGGAGACGGAGCACCUAAAAACUGGACUCUUGGUUGCAUCUACCUGAUUGGUCACUGUCUCUCCUGGUCCGGUUGGCUCGUGUUUCAAGCUCCGGUUCUUAAAUCUUAUCCGGCGAGGCUCUCGGUUACGUCUUACACCCUUUUGUUCGGAAUCAUUCAGUUUGUGAUCAUCGCUGCUUUCUUUGAAAGAGAUUCUCAGGCUUGGGUUUUUCACUCCGGUUGGGAGCUUUUCAGUUUUCACCAUCCUCUACGCAGGAAUAGUGGCGUCUGGAAUCGCGUUUGCGGUUCAGAUUUGGUGUAUCGACAGAGGGGGUCCAGUGUUCGUUGCUGUUUACCAGCCUGUUCAGACUUUGGUCGUUGCCAUUAUGGCUUCGAUUGCUUUAGGCGAAGAGUUUUACUUGGGCGGUAUUAUUGGAGCUGUGCUGAUUAUAGCGGGACUUUACUUUGUGUUGUACGGUAAGAGUGAAGAGAGGAAGUUUGCAGCUCUUGAGAAGGCGUCCGCGGAGCAUGUUAUCGAGCGUGCACACGUUUCUCGCGGCUCCAUCACAGCUCCACUGCUCCAUCAGUCAACGAAUAACGUUUGACUAAUUGAGUCUUCCUCAAUAAUUACAAAUGCCAUUACCCAAUUUAAAAAGAACAAUGGUGUGCCGUUUUGUUUUAUGACUUUUGUGUCUGCUUCUUUUUCCUUAUUUUAGUUGUUUUUUUUUUUAAUAUUUGAGUACGUACAAGAGGGUUUUGAGAGUGAAAAUGGUGGAUGAGACAUCAUUGUUCAUGAGGAUGGUGGUGAUGAUGAUGUUGAUGAGACUAUGUGGGAGCUUUAAAUUGGGACUUUUCAAUAUAUUAAAUUCGGAUGAUAUAUUAGUGCCUUU